UUUACAUUAUUUGACUGUGACUAGCUGUAUGUAAUGUGGACCUCGUGGUAUUCACGUUUCCAGGACUAAUUGACUAAUUUUAUGAAAAAUGACAAUUUUAAACGUAUACCGCUCGAAAUCAGCGUUGGUUUAUACAUUAAUAUUUAUUAAAAGACAUUUAAUUACAUUUCGAAAAUUUCGUCAAUUGUAUACUGAAUUUUGGUUUCCAUCGCCGUCACGUCCACCGUACAAUCAUAUUUGCCAAAUCGGUGAUCCAGUUCUUCGGUACAAGGCAGAAGAGUUAAACGCAGAGGAUAUAAAGAAAAAUGAAAUACAGGGACUUUUGAAGAAGAUGCGAAGUGUAAUGCAUAGCUAUGGAUCAUUUGGUUUGGCUGCACCACAAGUUGGAGUUCCACUCAGUAUAUUUAUCGUUGAAUUUUCAGAGAAGAUAUAUGAAGAAUUCAGCCCAGAAAUCCGAAAGUCACGUGAAAUGGCCAUAAUUCCAUUCAAGGUUUUUAUAAACCCUGAACUAAAAAUUACAAACUAUGAAAAAGUAUGUUUUCCGGAGGCCUGUGAGAGUGUGAGGGGCUUUUCAGCAGAUGUUCCACGUUACCGGGAGGUCCUAGUCACAGGCCUGAGUGCUGAAGGGAAACCGGUUUCAUGGCAAGUUUCUGGUUGGGCAGCUCGUAUAGUUCAGCACGAGAUGGAUCACCUCUCUGGUCGUCUCUAUACUGACAUCAUGGUCCGUUCGACAUUCACCUGCACAUGUUGGGAUAAAGUGAACAGAACUGGAGGUAGAAUUUAUGUUCCAUUUUCACCGAAAUGACAGGGCAAAAGAAGAAAAUUGAUAGAGGAAACCUGAAGAUCUCGAACUGGAAAUUAUAAUGUAAGGUCCUGUGCAAAUUCUGCGUGCCAAGUCAUCACUGUGCCUGAAUGUUUCAUAAUGGUGCUCAGAAUUUUCAUCCUGUCAUAUUGCUGCUAAUGUUGCUUCCUUCCCUCUGACCCUUAUCUUUCCCUUACUCUUUAUGAUUCCUUUGUCCCAUUCUCAUUAUUCUCACCUUUCCAUCCUGCCACUUUUUCUUAUUAACCCACAUCCAUUUUUCAAUUUCUCUACCUCUAUUGUACCUUUAUCUUCUUUCCUCCUUUCCCAUCCAUUUUAUUUGUCCAUCUUAUUGCCCUUCCUCUCCCUAUAUCUUGGCAAUGUUGGAAGUUAGUUUAUGUUCUGUACAUGUACGUGGUGCAAUCCAAAAGUUCCUGAAAUAUAUUAGUAAGAACUAUUACGUCUUACCUGGAUCUUAUUCUGCA
Messenger RNA from Cryptotermes secundus, 1284 nucleotides. RefSeq names its product peptide deformylase, mitochondrial. The record is from RefSeq and is a predicted model, not a curated record. Bases 89 to 805 code for a protein of 238 amino acids. Gene Ontology annotation, molecular function: peptide deformylase activity. NCBI's taxonomy places the organism in Eukaryota, Metazoa, Arthropoda, Insecta, Blattodea, Kalotermitidae. Gene Ontology annotation, cellular component: mitochondrion. The transcript is spliced from 5 exons. Gene Ontology annotation, biological process: N-terminal protein amino acid modification; peptidyl-methionine modification.